Messenger RNA from Seminavis robusta, 1884 nucleotides. The record is from the annotation of a GenBank genome assembly. NCBI's taxonomy places the organism in Eukaryota, Bacillariophyta, Bacillariophyceae, Naviculales, Naviculaceae.
GCCUGAACAUACCGUAGCUGGAUGGUUUCAGGAGCUCACAAUUCCCAAAUACACAGAUACACAGAUACAAACCAACAACAACACCAUGAACCAAACAACUUUUCUUUCCGCCUUUCUUUCGCACUGCGAAGAAACUCCUGACAAGGUGUGGCUCACGCAGCCCAUGAACAACAAGGGCGUCCUGAAGACUUGGACAUUCAAAGAAGCUCUCGAUGAGGCCAAACAAAUGGCAGGAUUCCUUGAAUCCAAAAACUUCGAAAAGGGCACCAAGAUAGCCAUAUGCUCGAAGAACUGUGCUUGGUGGGUUCUAGCGGACAUCUCGAUCAUGUUGGCCGGUCACGUGAGUGUCCCUGUUUACCCCACGUUGACUCGGGAUACAACCGCCUACAUUUUGGAGCAUUCUGAGAGCAAGCUCCUCUUUGUGGGCAAGCUUGAUCAGAAGCCGUGGGAAGAGAUGAAGAUAGGUAUUCCAGACGACCUCGAAAAGGUUUGCUUGCCAUUGGGCAUAGACAGCAGCGUUGGCGCACGCUGGAACGACCUUAUUGAAAAGGCCGAGUCGAUAAAGGAAACCGUGGACCGUGCGCCGGAAGAACUGGCAACGAUUAUAUACACAUCAGGAUCCACAGGCAAACCCAAAGGUGUCAUGCUUUCCUUCAAGGCAAUGACCGCCGCUGUGAGCACCAUAUGCGACGUGUACAAUAUUUCCGCACGCGAUCGGUGGCUCAGCUACUUGCCCUUGAGUCACGCCAUGGAAAGGUUCCUAAUGAACUGUUGCAUGCACUCUGGAAUGGUCAUAUAUUACCCCUGGUCCUUGGAUACCUUUGUGGUGGACUUGCAGAGGUGCCGACCAACGGUGUUUGUUUCGGUUCCUCGUCUCUGGAUGAAGUUUCAGCAGGCUGUGACAUCAAAGCUCCCCAAUGUAUGGCUCCAAUUUCUUUUGCGCAUUCCUAUCAUUGGGGGUCUAGUCCAAAAGAAGAUUCUCUCAGGACUUGGUCUGGAUGCCUGUAGGUUUGCCAUCUCUGGAUCAGCUCCAAUUUCCCCCGAGCUCUUGAUGUUUUACAGUCGCCUCGGUCUAAAUAUGAUGGAAGGAUACGGAAUGACAGAGAAUUACGCGUUGUCUCACUGCGGCAGGAUUGGUCGCACUCGAGUUGGAUACGUGGGAGAGACAUAUCCUGGAGUGGAACACCGCCUAACCGAGGAAGGCGAAGUUGAGGUGAAGACCCCCGGCUUGAUGAUGGGAUACUUCAAGAACGAAGAAGCCACCAAGGCAACCAUUACGGAGGAUGGGUGGCUGAAGACUGGAGAUCGUGGUUCUAUCGACAAGAUGGGACGGCUCAAGAUUACAGGCAGGACCAAGGAGAUUUUCAAGACCAGCAAGGGCAAGUAUGUGGCCCCAAGUCCCAUUGAGAACAAGCUCAACGUCAGCGACCACAUUGAGUUGUCCUGUGUGACCGGCACGGGCUUUCCGCAACCAUUUGCAAUCCUCCAGCUUUCAGAGGCCAGCAAAAAGGCGGCAAGUGAGAGCUUGAAGGCCCAGGCUGAGAUCACCAAACAACUCGAGGCAUUUCGUAAGGGUUCCAUCAACAAGGUGGUGGACCCCCAUGAAGCUUUGGACCGCCUGGUGAUUGUAAAGGACGAAUGGCUCCCUGAGAAUGGGCUCUUGACUCCUACGCAAAAGAUGAUGCGUACAAAGAUCGAAAACAAGUACAAAAGUCACUACGAGCAGUGGAGUUCAUCGAAGAAGACUGUUGUGUGGCACGGCUGGUAAACACACACAUCCGUUUGCUUUUUGACCGACUGAGGAAGGAGUGCAUGAAUGCAAACUCCUUAGUAUAAUAGAAAAGCAACUCAGAAAGUCUACAUAUAAUGCACAUGGAUACAUUU